AUGACAAAGGCUGUAAUGGUGAGAUGCUACCUGCUCUGUUUAUUAACUCUUUCACUGUGUUGUGCUUCUGGGUUAGUAUGGGCGGAUAGUCCUAAAGCUUCUGAGUCCAGUAAUUGUGUUACUUUUGUUGGUGUUCCUCCUUUUAUUGUUAAGACUGUUCCUUGCGAUGAGGCCCGUAAUGCUCCUACGGCUGCUGAACCCACACAACCUGCUCCAGGUAAACCGGGUCCUGAUAGUCGUGGUGAUCCUAGUGGGAGAGAAGUUAACCAAGUCACUACGAAUUCGCAUCAAGAGCAAGAAGUAUCCCGAGGUGAUAAAGAAGAGUUAACAGUUGAUUCUGAAAAUAAAGGUAGAUCAGGAAGUCAGGCUGGUCAACAAACCUUAGAGGCAGACGGCACCCCAUCAGGUACUCGGGGACACAAUAAUCAUGUUUCUUCCCCUGAGUCUGCAAAAGGCCGGGAUAUACAAGUAACUGAAGAG
Trypanosoma theileri is the source of this 480-nucleotide messenger RNA. RefSeq lists its product as uncharacterized. The transcript has a single exon. The annotation marks the transcript as partial. Lineage: Eukaryota; Euglenozoa; Kinetoplastea; Trypanosomatida; Trypanosomatidae. The record is from RefSeq and is a predicted model, not a curated record.